This is a messenger RNA of Protomyces lactucae-debilis, 1480 nucleotides long. RefSeq lists its product as uncharacterized. Gene Ontology annotation, biological process: mitotic telomere tethering at nuclear periphery; meiotic attachment of telomere to nuclear envelope. Gene Ontology annotation, cellular component: nuclear membrane complex Bqt3-Bqt4. The record is from RefSeq and is a predicted model, not a curated record. The transcript has a single exon. NCBI's taxonomy places the organism in Eukaryota, Fungi, Ascomycota, Taphrinomycetes, Taphrinales, Protomycetaceae. Bases 25 to 1335 code for a protein of 436 amino acids. Gene Ontology annotation, molecular function: DNA binding.
GCUACUGCUACCACAACAUCAGCAAUGCCAGCAGCAAAGGCACUCAGAAGGCACCUGCCACAGUCACGCAACACCCUCAUGCAUAUACACGCAGACCCACACGUCCUCGCUUCAAAAUGCCGCAUACAAGACGUCAAAUUCGAUGUGCGCGACGGAGAAGGCGUCAUCAAGACCUUUGUCCGCAUUAAAACAGCCCUCCCAAACUCAUCCCUCCCUCAAUUCAUCAUGCGUCAGGCACAAGAUGACUAUGUCUCUGCCACGAGCAUGUUUCGUGCAAUCUUCCCAGAUGCAUCGAUGGAGGAGGAAGAACAUGAAAUGGCAAUCGUCAAGCGCGACUUGAAUGCCAGAUCGGAUGAACACGCGUCGGGUGUUUGGAUCCCCGGCACGCCAGACGCGUUGCAACUUGCCAAGGUGUAUGGGAUUGAAGCGUGGGUGGAGGCAUUGCUACAGGUCGAUACAACAGCACCCUCGCACACAUCACCGACGCGCCGAUUGUCCGCUGGUAAAUCUGUGCCAUCUGCGUCGAGUAGCUUCUCAGCAGAAAUGUCAACGCAAGCACUAGCACCAGCGCUCGCACCCCCAGCCACGCCACGCCCUAUUGCACCAGCAAAGUCGAAAGUUGCAAAAUCACCAAAAAAGGCAAGCGUGCCAACAACGGACAAGAAGCAAGCGAGUAGUAGUACCUUGGCAAGUCUAUCAGAGAGUCUUGUGGAUGCAGUGGAUGGUGCACUUGCACGAACAAGAGAAGCGUUGCAACCUGAAUCACUACCGCCGUCAAGCACCAAAAAUAACAACAAUAAUAAUAACACUGGCAACGGUAAAGUCAAGGUCGUCCCAAGCAGUAACAACAAGAAUAUGAAGAAGAAAGCAACUGCAACGCCUGAUAGCAAGACACAAGGCAAUGGCAGUGCAGGUGGACUUCUUGCACAACUCAAGCAAGAUGCCUCCGAAGUACUCACUGCAACAGGUGCGCGACACGCUCCGCAAUCUGUUGCUGAGAUGUUGGCAGAAGCGAAACAGCAAGUUGCUGAAUCGCGAAGAUUGGAUGCACAAGCACUCAGUCACCUCUCACCUGCUUCAACAAAUCAAUCGCGUUCAAAGAAGCGAUCGUUGGAGGUGGAAGAUGGAACACCCACAGGACCUGAACAACCACACUUGCAUGGCAAGAUGGAGGAUGUUGCAUUGCAUGGCAAGAUGGAAGCGGUACCAAGAAACAAACGCACAAAAGUGGAGGAACUCGAGGUGCAAGUGGCGGCUGAACGGCGUAAAGUCAGAGCCCUUGUUGGGCUGGUAUUGGGAUUGGGAGCAACGGCUGUGUUGCCGUAUGUGCUCUAAAGCAAUGGGCGCCUCCGUCCACUGUCCUUUUAUCUCUACUGUUCUUCUUGGAUGAAUGUUUACUUCUAACCCCCAUGUACUUCUUACUCUGUCCUUUUCUUAGCCGUAUCAAGAUCCUGUAUCUUUACUCGUUCUCUCAGGCAUG